Diachasmimorpha longicaudata is the source of this 3080-nucleotide messenger RNA. RefSeq names its product long-chain fatty acid transport protein 4-like (gene Fatp3). The transcript has 12 exons. The record is from RefSeq and is a predicted model, not a curated record. Gene Ontology annotation, biological process: triglyceride homeostasis. Gene Ontology annotation, cellular component: endoplasmic reticulum. The coding region runs from base 253 to 2139 and encodes 628 amino acids. NCBI's taxonomy places the organism in Eukaryota, Metazoa, Arthropoda, Insecta, Hymenoptera, Braconidae. Gene Ontology annotation, molecular function: long-chain fatty acid transmembrane transporter activity; long-chain fatty acid-CoA ligase activity.
AGUACUCUCAUACGUUCAGUCAUCACAGAACAGCAGCGUUAGCUGCUCCACAAAUUUACUUCAUCACCUCAACUGAUCAACAAAUAUCUCCCGAUUCAUUAAGCCAUUGGCUUAUUCGCCGCUGCUGAUUGAUUACACAUAUUGAAUACCAAGUUUUUAAUUUUUCUUUUCAAGGUAUUAACUCAGUCAGUGAUCGAGAUAAACUGGAAUACGUGAUUUAACAUUGUGAUCAGUGGAUAUUCUGUCACUCUAAUGACGGAAUAUUAUCAAAUCGGUCUCACGGCCGUAGCGGCAUUCAUUGCCGUCUACCUUUCCACCGGAAGUCGAUGGCGUACUUUGUAUAUCAUUGGCAAAACAUUGCCAAGAGAUCUUCUAGGAGGCUACAGGUUCCUGAAGAUAAAUAUACUGCUCUGGUACUGGGAGAAACGAGGUUUCACAGUUGCAAAAUUAUUUGCGAAACAAGUAGAGAAGAACCCAGAUAAAAUUGUCUUCAUCUUUGAGGAUCAGCGAUGGACAUAUGGGCAGUUGGAUGACUACAGCAACCGCCUCGCCCGGUACAUCCGCACUCAGCCAAUGUCUCGUGGCGAUAGUGUUGUAGUGAUAAUGGAAAAUCGUCCGGAGUAUGUGGGGACCUGGUUAGGAUUAAGCAAAGCGGGAUUUGUCGGCGCUCUUGUCAAUACCAACCUUAGAAAAGAUGUGUUAAUUCACAGUAUUAAAACUGCUAAUUGCAAAUCCAUUAUUUUUGGAGCUGAACUGAAAGACGCCAUUGAGGAGAUCAAAGAGAAAAUCCCAGAUAUUGGUCUAUACCAGAGCUCGGAGAAGCCAAAUACCCCAGUCCUCCAAGGAGCUGUUGAUCUGAAUAAAUCAAUGGCAGAUGUUUCUCCUGCAGCUGUGGAAGUUGAUCUUUCAUUAGGAUGUCCCAGAGAUAAACUCAUAUACAUUUAUACGUCAGGAACAACGGGAAUGCCCAAGGCCGCUGUUAUCAAUAACUUGAGGUACAUGCUGAUGUCUUGUGGUGUAUACUACAUGCUUGGCCUUGAUCACACGGAUCGAGUUUACGAUCCACUGCCACUUUAUCAUACGGCCGGUGGAGUUAUUGGAGUUGGACCUGCUCUUUGCGUUGGAAUCACGGUUGUACUUAGGCGAAAGUUUAGUGCUUCCAAAUUUUGGGCUGAUUGCAUUGAACAUAAAUGCACUGUUGCUCAAUACAUUGGUGAAAUAUGCAGAUUUCUGCUGUCCCUUCCACCAAGUCCGAAUGACACUGCCCAUAACAUUCGUUUGAUGUACGGAAAUGGAUUGAGACCACAAAUAUGGGAAUCCUUUGUGAAACGCUUCAACGUUGGACAGAUUGGAGAAUUCUACGGAGCUACUGAAGGGAAUUCAAACUUAGUGAAUAUCGACAACAGACCCGGAGCUGUUGGCUUCGUCCCAAGGUUCGGUGACGCUCUGUACCGAGUUGCUCUUUUAAGAAUUGAUGAUGAGACGGGAGAGCCUGUGAGAGGUUCCGAUGGUUUAUGUAUUAGAUGCAAGCCAGAUGAACCGGGAAUAUUUGUGGGGAAAAUAAAUCCGAAGAAGGCGGUUCACGAUUUUCGUGGCUAUGCAGAUGAAAAGGAAUCAGAAAAAAAAAUCAUCAGAGAUGUUUUUAAGAAAGGGGACCGUUUCUUCAAUUCUGGGGAUAUUCUUGUGAUGGAUGAGCUCGGUUAUUUCUAUUUCAAGGACAGACGAGGAGAUACGUUUAGGUGGAAAGGCGAAAACGUAGCUACAGCUGAAGUUGAAGGGGUUAUAAGUAAUAUAAUUGGUCUCCGAGACAGCGUAGUCUACGGAGUAGAGGUACCCGGCAACGAGGGUAAAGCUGGAAUGGUUGCAAUUUACGAUCCCAACCAGACUCUGAGUCUUCAAGAAUUAGCCGAUGGAUUAAAAAAAUUGUUACCUGCAUAUUCUAGACCGUUGUUCGUCAGGGUUGUAGCGGAAUUACCAUUAACCGGUACAUAUAAAUUGAAAAAAGGAGAUCUUCAAGUGGAGGGCUUCGACGUUAGCAAGAUUAAAGAUCCGGUGUACUUCUUGGAAAAGUCGGGUAAUUACGUACGAUUAACUGAGCAACUGCAUCACGAUUUACUUGAGGAGAAAAUUCGUGUCUAAAUUAAAAGGACGAGAGUUACAGGACAAAAUUAAUUGUGAAUCUUCGGGAGCAUUUGAACAAUUUGUGAACCCAGUUAUUGUUAUGUGGCCAAUUUAAAAUCGCAGAAUAUUUCAUUAGGCAUAAAGGUAUUUAAACAAUUAUUGAUUCAUGUGUUGCGCUGUUGAUUGUUGCGGAAUGAGGGAGGUUGGGGUUGUUUGCAAAGAGCAUCAUAGUCUUUAAAGCUAAAGAGAUAUUUAUUGUUGAUUUUUUGAAUUUUCAAUCAUACUGGAAUCACGUUUGAUGAGCUGUAUAGUAUAUCGCGAGGAGUGAGAAAUAUCGUGCAAAGUUAGGAUAUGUAUCCAUUUUUAUUCAUUUAGCAUACUAUUUAGAGAUAAUUUAUAUGAAUCACCAAUGAGAUUAAAAAGAGCUUACGCAAUUAUUCGCAAGUUCAAAUAUAUAGAAGACUAUAACUACAGAAUGUACCGUGACUGAAUCAUUAACUAGGCUACGUCCACUCGUAUUGUACCGUUGAAUAAAAAAAGGAGAAAUUGUCUCUUGAUUUAUUACCACCCUAACGAUGAUACGACUGCUACUUUAUCAUUUUUUAUUACCCGAAAUGUACCUUCGUGUACACAUAGUAAAGCGGCAUGGGAAAUUGUUUAAUUCGGUACAACAACAAGGUACAAGAACGUCCUAUAUCACCUUAAGACCGCAUCAAUGACUGAUGACUUAAAUCAGAAAAAAUUAAACCUUAGUCCAGGCGGUCGAAACUAAAAAAGCUUUUACAGGAGAUUUCCGACUCGAAAAUCCCCUGACGCCUGUACUCACCUGUUCUCCAUUCGGGUUUUUAGUGAAAAAUAUGAAUGAAGGGCUGCAAAUAAUGGAAACCCACUCAAUUAUCAUUAAUGGCUGUAUCAAUAGGUGUAUCGUUGUAUAAUAAAUUAGUUUGGUAAAAAUGUUA